Thlaspi arvense is the source of this 2991-nucleotide messenger RNA. The record is from the annotation of a GenBank genome assembly. Lineage: Eukaryota; Viridiplantae; Streptophyta; Magnoliopsida; Brassicales; Brassicaceae.
AUGGGCUCUGCUUCUGUGGUUUGGGUUCGAUUCAACAUGACGAUCCGAAUUCUCAACCGUCAAUCCAGAUUAUGUAGUAAAACUAUUAUGUCUGCGAAGCUGUAUAGUUCAGGUGGACAAGCCAUUGAUGUUGCGGAGGUGGCAAAUAACAUAUCUAAAGUAAUGAUGUCUUCUCCGCAAUCCGUGCUUGACGCCGCAUUAGAUCAAAGCGGCUUAAGGGUUUCACCGGAAGUAGCAGAAGAUGUUCUAAACCGAUUCAGGAAUGCCGGUUUAUUGGCAUACCGGUUCUUCCAGUGGUCUGAGAAGCAACGGCAUUACGAGCACAGUGUCCGUGCUUACCACAUGAUGAUCGAGUCUACCGCAAAGAUAAGGCAGUACAAGCUCAUGUGGGAUCUCAUCAACUCCAUGAGGAAGAAGAAGAUGCUAAACAUCGAGACUUUUUGUAUCGUGAUGAGGAAGUACGCGAGGGCGCAGAAAGUGGACGAGGCCAUCUACGCGUUCAACGUCAUGGAGAAGUAUGAUUUGCCGCCGAACCUUAUGGCGUUCAACGGGUUGUUGAGUGCUUUGUGUAAAUCCAAGAAUGUGAGGAAAGCUCAGGAGAUAUUCGAGAAGAUGAGAGAUCGGUUUACUCCUGACUCCAAAACGUAUAGCAUUUUGCUUGAAGGAUGGGGUAAAGAACCAAACUUGCCAAAGGCGAGAGAGGUGUUCCGGGAAAUGGUCGAUGCGGGUUGUGAUCCCGAUAUAGUGACGUAUAGUAUAAUGGUUGAUAUACUCUGUAAAGCUGGAAGAGUCGAUGAAGCUCUUGGCAUUGUGAGGAGCAUGGAUCCAAGCAUUUGCAAGCCGACAACUUUCAUCUACAGUGUGCUUGUGCAUACUUGUGGAACCGAGAACCGGCUUGAAGAGGCGGUUGAUACGUUCCUAGAGAUGGAGAGAAGCGGGAUAGAAGCAGAUGUAGCGGUUUUCAAUUCAUUGAUCAGCGCAUUUUGCAAAGCAGAUAGGAUGAAGAAUGUGUAUAGGGUUUUGAAAGAAAUGAAGACUAAGGGAGUGACGCCUAACUCCAAGUCAUGUAACAUCAUUCUACGCCACCUAAUAGACCGUGGUGAGAGAGAUGAAGCUUUCGAUGUGUUUAGGAAGAUGAUCAAAGUGUGUGAACCGGAUGCAGACACAUACACGAUGAUGAUAAAGAUGUUUUGUGAGAAGAAAGAGAUGGAGACUGCUGAUAAAGUGUGGAAGUACAUGAGGAAGCAAGGGGUUUUCCCAAGCAUGCAUACAUUCGCGGUUCUUAUUAACGGGUUGUGUGAGGAGCGUAAUUCUCAGAAAGCUUGUGUUUUGUUAGAGGAGAUGAUCGAGAUGGGGAUUCGACCAUCGGGUGUGACGUUUGGGAGAAUAAGACAGCUGCUUCUCAAGGAAAGUAGAGAAGAUGUGCUCAAGUUUCUUAACGAGAAGAUGAAUCAUUUGGCAGAGUCAAAGUCAUCAUACACAGAUUUGGGAAAAGAUGAUACGAUUAUGAACAUCGAUGGUAACUUGAUGGAUCCACAGCUUUGCGGUGUCUUUUCUUAUGAUUAUCUACGAGCACUUGCGUGCAUCCGAGUGAACUAUGUAGACCGGUAUCUUUCAGGCAAUGUAAUUACCAAGCAAGACCUGCAGUUACUUGGUGUUUCAUGCAUGAUGAUAGCAGCAAAAUAUGAAGAAGUGUGUGUGCCCCAAGUGGAGGAUUUCUGUUACAUCACUGAUAACACGUAUUUGAGAAACGAGUGGUGGUUAGGCGCUUCGUUCGUGCUGCUCAAGGGAAACAGGAGGUACCAUCACUGAUGUUUGGGUGUCUAGCCAGCUAUAUCACCGAAUUAUCUCUCUUGGAUUAUGCUAUGUGACACAACCUCGAGAAUGCCAUCAAGGAUCAAUGGACAUGAUGGUCUAGCCAAGGGUAAAGGAGAGACGAUCUCUCUUGGAGAACAUAUCAUGAAUAAAGGAGAGACUAUCUUUCAUGAUUUGUUCUUUCUGGAUCUCUAUCCUUCCAUGCAUUCAGACCCAGCCUGGAAUUGGAGAGCAUACUCAACUCACCUAGAGAUCACCACGAAGAAGAAUCAGUUAAAAAGAAGUCCAUAUGAAGAAGAUAUUGAAGAUACAAGUUGGCAGAUCUUCAAUGAACCCGCUGGAGACAUGCGACCAGUAAUAAAAUCAUUCUGGCCAAACGACGACGAAUCAAGCAACAAGACCGGAUGUUUUGGAAACUUAACUCAUCAGAGAACCGAGGCGAAUUUGAUUCAUACCAAACAGAGUUCAAACGAAGGAGUUAUUCAUGUUCAAAGUUGGGUGAACUGGAGCUUACCCGUAUUGGAUAUGCGAACGGUUAUUGGAGCUUCCGAACCAGGAGGAAUUAAGCUACAAACCGACUUGCAUUGCAAUCUUGAUUCAUCAGAGGACCAGGGCGAAUUGGAAUCACAUCAAUAUCGGUUCUGAUGUGAUGCUCAACCUGCCUUAUUUGGAAGUUCUCGAGAUUAUACAUUUACUAAAAAGACUUUGGCGACCAGGAGAGUUUAUUAUUCAUCUAGAAGCCACUCAAGACGUCUUACCAUGGUCCAGUAUCCAGAGGAUUAGGCGAAUCUUCUUGCACUUCAACUUUCUUUUUCAAGACACAUCCACACUUGGUGCUUUUAUAAAGUUCACCCCAAAGCUCUUUGAAUCUUCCCAACGGUCAUAUUAUGUUCAACUUUUGGAUGUACUGAAGCCUCCCUACGUCCUCCAAAAAGUUCCAAAGGCAUGCCACUUCCUUCCCAAGCUUUCAAGAUACAAGGAGCCUCCAUCUUACCUUAUUUGAAGGAUUUGAUACAUAAAGCCUAUAACGGCUAGUUCUUUAAUUUUAUUGAUUUCUUUUUUUCUUUUGUUAGCUUUAGACCGUUAUGCUGAGCCUAUAUAAGCUCCAUCUAGUCGUUCAUUUGUAAUUACCCUUGAUCAUUGAAAGUAAUAGAAACAUUUUGUUCUUUUCAUAAA